Molecule: messenger RNA, 2367 nt
Organism: Closterium sp. Naga37s-1
Lineage: Eukaryota; Viridiplantae; Streptophyta; Zygnematophyceae; Desmidiales; Closteriaceae
Source: the annotation of a GenBank genome assembly
AUGGCGGCACCGCUGGUGUCGCCCGCAGCGCUGGCCGCCCUGGAGAGCGAAGGCUGGCACGUCUCCCCGCACGCGCUGCUCGCGCUGCUCUCCGCAAAACCCCCCUCCGCGGACGGCGGCGCACCGGAUCCGCACGCCUCCGCCGCCUCCGCCGCUUCCGCGUCCUCGGCGGGGCAGCCAGUUGGCGCGCGGCAGAGCGCGCCGAUGUCGGCGCAGCAGGUGCGGGCGGCGGCGCUAGACCUGGACCUGCGGCGGUUCGGCGAGGCGUGCUUGCCGGACGAUGUGAACCGCGCCGAGUACCGCCGCCUGUCUGGGAAGCUCGUCGUGCAGGUGAGUCUGCAGCCCUUGCCUUCCGCACCCCUCUCCUCGUACUCCCCUUGCCCCUCGCCCCUCCUUGCCCCCCGCCCUCACCUUGCUUCCUUCGUUCCCGCGCUCCUCUUGCUCCCUCGCUCCCCUCUCGCUCCACGUGUCCUCCUUGCGCCCCGCCAGGUGGUUUCAGCCGUAAAUGUGUGCGAGCCCAGGGGAGGUGAGGAUGCUGAGUCAGCUGCCGCUGCUGCUGACGAGGACGACCGCUGGGACGACGAAGACAGGCAACCCGGCCCCCCUGCUCCCUGUCCUGCUACUGCUUCCGCCGUUGGUGUGGAUGGGCUGGGAGGGCGAGGUGCUGUGGGUGGCAGUGGGGGGCGAAGGCUGCUGCGCAUUCGGGUGACGGACGGCAAGAGGAAUGCGAGUGCUGUGGAGAUGCACCCGUGCCCUCACGUGCCGGCUGCUCUUGCUCCUGGCACCAAGCUGCUCCUCACGGCCCCCACCAUCCGCCACGGCUUCAUGCUGCUGGACCCUCAGACCGUGCAAGUGCUGGGCGGCCGUGUCUCCCCCCUCUACGACGAGUGGGACAUGCAACGCCGCUACUCCCUCCUCCCCGCCCUCACCCCCUCCGCCGCCUCCUCCUCCGCCCACUCCGCCCGCUCCGCCCGUUCGUCCCCCGCCGCGUCCUCCUUGCUCGCCUCCUCCUCUCUUCCCGGUGCCUCUGCCGGCCCGCCGCCGUUCCGCGGGGUCACGGACACGCGCCUGCAAGCAGCGCCAGCUGUCACGACUGCUACUAGCACACCUGCCGGCACACAUGUGUCUGGAGCAGCGGGUGGCGGGCCGGCAGGAGGGCGUGGUGGUGAGGCCAGUGCUGCCGGCUCUGCCCCUGCAGCAGCGGCAGUAGCGGGUGCAGCAGGUAGUGUAGCGAGAGAAGGGGGGGAAGGGUCGGCAGAGGCGGGGGAGGCAGGGGCAGCAGCAGAGGCAGCGAGGGAGAGGGCGGUGGAGCGGGCGAGAGUUGAGGCUGCUGCUGCUCUUAAACACGCUGCCCCACACGAUAGGAGCGCUUCCAGGAAGCUUCUGGAGAAGAUGGGGGAGGAGCCGGGGCGAGGCAGGGGCAGGCGGGGGGGAAGGGGGGGAAGGGGGAGGGGGAGGAGGGGGUGGGAGGAGGAGGAAGAUGAGGGGACGAUGACACUAGAGGAAUAUGAGGCGAGGAAGGCCAUUGGGAGGCAAGGAGGGGGAAGAGGGGUGGGGGGGAUGACGGGAGGAACGGGCGGAACAGGAGGGAUGGGAGGGAGUGGAGGGAGGGUAGAUGCAAGCAGUGCAGCACAAGUGAUGUCAGAUGAGGAACUUGCGAGGAAGCUGCAGGCGGAGUUGGAUAUGGAGGACAUGGGGGGGUUUGUAACUUCCAGCCGGCUGCAGAGCCCGAGGGGAGCUACGAAGGGGGCAGGGGCGGGCGGGGCAGACGGGGGAGGAGGGGCGGAGGGUUUGGAGGGAGUAGCAGUGGCAGGUACGGGGGCAGAGGGGGUGAGAGAGGAGGGAGAGGAGGCAGAGGCGAAGCCCACCAAGGCGCAAAUCAAAGCCGAGCUGCAGAACAUGGCGAACACCAUCACCCAGAAGUUUCCCAAAUACGCGAAAUACGCCAAGGACAUCAACAAGUACAUCGGCCUAGCACUGAAUUCCAAGUACGAUUUCACGGCUCUCAGCGACGCGACCCUCCUACUCCCCAGCGACACGGAGGCCCAGGCCCUCGCCAAGAAGGUCCCCGCUAACAACGCCAACAUUCCUAAAAUCUACAACAUUACCGCGUACCACAUAAUCCGCAAGAAGUACACCGUUCCCGCGCUCAAGGCGCUCAAGAAAUCGCAGCCGCUGGGAACGCAGCUGAAGCAGGCGAUGUACAAGGUUUCGGUGCAGAAUGGUAACACCGUUUCCUUCGCCAAGACUCCCAACGCCCCCCCUGCCGCGUGGACGACGAUCCAGAUCGUGAGGCUGUACGCUGGACCGUACUUCAUUGCCCACGGCGUGGAUAAAGUCCUGAUUCCCACCUACACCAAGGUCUAA